AUGUCAUCCAACGACGUGCGUAAGUAUGGGCUUCAUGGUGAAGUUCCUGGUGAUGAUCACAGCAGUGGCGGUAGUGACCCUCGUAGUGCACAACAUGAUGUUCAUCCGGAGCCUCCGGCCGACAUCCCUACGACCCGACUUAGUGGGUCUUUUGCAAGCAGCGGCCCUAGCAGUGACGCAGGGAGAGGGCGGCAGGACCAGGAAGGGACCUGGCGCACUCAGUCCUGGGGUGACCACGACUCCUGGGGAGAUAGCGAGUGGGGUGGUCAGUGGGCGAGUCACUCGGAUGGGUCCUGGAGGCAAUGGAGGUGGACUUGGCGAGAACAGGACGAUGGCCGCGGCGAUGGCGAUCGACCUCGUCGACCACGACCAGAACGUCGUCCCGACCCAUAUGAUCCACCGGGAGAUCGAAAAGUUCCCGAGGCAGAUGGACGAGACGGGGCUUCACGGCGGCGCGAUUCUGCGGGCCAACGCGGAGCAGGUGGAGAUGGUGGCGAGGAUGUCUCGACCACCUCGGCCGAGGAAGAGCCUCACGACCCUUGGAUGGAGGCGAAGCGCAGACAAGCACCUGCGAGCAAGCAGAUGCCCCAGCGCGACGUGGGAAGGCUACACUCUGAAGCCCAAGCUCGAGACGCUGUAUGGGAAGGAUGGCAGCACUUCGACUAUGCUGGUGGAAGUGAUCGUGAAGCAGAGCGCUCGCAGGCGGGCGCAGGAGGUGGGAGCCGACCCACUGAAAGGCUCACCGUCCCGACCUUCAACGGAGAGGACGAUGGCGACGAUGUUGGAACGUCGGCAAGAUCCUAUCUUCGGCAGAUCGAAGCUUGGCGGCGGAUGACCCGCCUACCGGCGGCGCAGCAAGGCUUGGUGCUCUACCAGAAUCUUGCUGGAAAGGCAUGGGUGGCGGCAGAGGAGUUGAACGUCGAUAAGCUCUCUGCGGACACCGGCGUUCAGUACCUGGUUAAAUGGAUCAGUGGCCGCUACCUCGACCUUGAGAUCACCAGGAUCGGGAAGGCGUUCUCCGAGUUCUUUCGGCGCCUUCGACGCCGACCGGGGCAGUCCAUCCGCGAGUACAACGCCGAGUACGACCGACUUCAUGCUCGACUUCGCGAAGUUGGAUGUGCUCUACCUGAAGAUUGCGCAGCUUGGCUCUACGUUGACCGUCUUCAACUUGAAGAAAGUGCCGAGCUCAACCUCCUAGCCAGUGUCGGUAACGCCUACUCCUUACAUAGGCUGCAGAAGGCAGCAGUCAUACAGGACUGCAUCCCCGAGGACGUCGCAAAGGCCUACGUCACUUACCAGUCGGCGAAGCAGAGGUACAAGGACCAACAGAGGGCACGUGGUUAUGUGGCUGGCGACGGCAAUGCCGGCAACCACUCCGACAACAAGGAUGAGAAGCUCAAAGCUAUGAAGGCGAGGAGUUUGUGCAGUGGAUGCGGUCGCCGGGGACAUUGGCAUAAGGAUGCUGAAUGCCCAAAGAAUAAGCCAGGUACCAAUCACCAAGCGGCGCCCAAGACCGACGUCAAGGACAUCAGCAUGUGCAACGUGCUCCCUGCCGAGGUCUAUGCCACCAAGCAUGAAGGGGAGUUCCUGCUGGGGAUCACGGAUACCGCGUGCGCAAGGACUGUGGCUGGCACGCAGUGGCUGCAGAAGUACACCGCGUACCGCUUCGGGACGGGCAAGGUUCACUACUCCGCCUUCUACGUCGUGCUGGGUUUCGAGCUCGGGAAUAAGGUCGUGGAGGUCAGGACCUCGAUCAUCAACGGGGACGUCCCGCUCCUUCUGUCGAAGGGCGUGCUCAGCAAGCUUGGCAUGAUCUACAACGUGGAACUUGGCCGGGCUGACUUCACGAAAGUAGGGCUACAGGGCCUUGAGCUGCAGGUGACAACUUCCGGCCACCCUGCCAUUCCUAUAGUCCCUGCCAAGGUCGCAGGAGAUGUCUCAGGCGGGCUCCAAGCCGAGGAUUUGCGACUUUCGCCGCGUGAGCAAUAUACUGUGUACGCUGUAGCGCAUGGUAGCUUCAAGACCCCCACUACUUUCAACAUCUUCUAUGACAAGAAGCUAGAUCCUGGGGCACGAGAUAUGCUAUGUCAAGAGCAUCUUCAUCAAGAAGCUUUCCUAGCAUGGUGGAAAAGUACCGGGGCCACGUCAGACUUUUGGUUAGAGUCCCCCGAGGCCUGGAUAACAGUGCAUAUGACCCCCAGAAAGGUCCUCUUCAAUCCCUCGAUGUGGCGAACCCGAGCUACCCUCCAGAAAGAGAUGUUGCUUCAGACCGCAGGACUUGGAUUAGCAAGCGCUAUAGCCCUCACGACCUCCUUUGCGCUCCUGGUCAUGGAGCAAGGACCAUGCCCGCCGCGAGCCCGGACGAUCAGCCAGAUGACCAAGACAGAGCUCUUGAGCGAGGCCACCAGGUUGGGUCUGGUGGUUCACCGGACCUGGGCGGUGGAGGAGCUCAAGGCGGUGAUCAUGGAACACAGGGAGGGCCUGAAAGAGAGAGACCUGACGCACAUGACGUUGGCCCAGUUGCAGGCCAAGGCGGACAGCCUGGGCAUCGACUACCCGACGGGAACCACCAAAGGCAACCUCAUGCGUCUGAUACGGGACAGCCUCAACACCCCAGAUCAAGAACUCAUGAAGAUAGGGAAAUUUCGUGGAUUUCAGUUUGUGGAGAUCCCAGAAAGCUACUGCGAGUGGGUGAUGAGAGAGCUGGCCACUGCGACCAGUCCCGACCCGGAGCUUGUCCGCCUGAGGAACUGGUACCGCUUCCGCAAGCAGAAGAUAGCUGAGGGGUACACGGCGGUCCCUGAGGAGCGCGAGCCCGACCUCGAGCGCUACAGCAAGAUCAUCAGAAUGGGGAGUCGUGAGCGACAAGGGCUCGAGGACCCGGCGCCGUGCCCACCACGACACGGUCGAGAGAAGGAGAUGGAGGCCGACAUCGACCCGAAGACGGUGGCAGAGAUUGCGGAGCUGGAGACUCGUCUCGCGAUCCUGAAGGACAAG
Symbiodinium pilosum is the source of this 2997-nucleotide messenger RNA. Lineage: Eukaryota; Dinophyceae; Suessiales; Symbiodiniaceae. The record is from the annotation of a GenBank genome assembly.